CAUAUUAAGAACAUCAUCUAAUAUUGCUUUAUUUGUUGCUUUUUUUUUAAUAUUUAUUCAUCAAUGAUUUCUUUUUUUAAAAAAAAACAUCAAAACAUUAUUCCCUUGGACCGAUAUGAUGAGUUGUGAAAUGUGAAAUACCUCUAAAUAUGAUAACGAAAGAAGUGGACGGAAUCUGUCAUCUUCUUCUCCCUUCCCUUUCCACAGUCCACACACAGUCACACAGUGGGUCCUGGAUUGCUAAGUCUAAAACAAAAGCUUAACAAAGGAAGAGCAGUGGUUUUGGUUGUACCAUUUUCUUGAAAUCUACUGGAAAUGGAGAAAGCUCUGACAAAAGUUGGGAGCUUGAAAGCUAGUACAUUCUGGGUAUCCAAGAAAGCCAAGGAAGAGAUCUCCAAUAUUUCUCAGGACCUCUCGACUUUCUCUAACACUGUUGAAGAGAAGGCAAAAUGGAUUUUCAACAAGCUAAAAGGCAAGCCACUGAAAUCCUUGCCAGACCUCCUGCGAGAGUUCAACCUCCCUCCUGGCCUCUUUCCACAGAACAUUACCUGUUAUGAAUUUGAUGAAUUAAAGGGCAAGCUCAUUGUUUACUUACCAUCUGCCUCUGAAGUUUGCUUCAAGGACUCUUCUGUCAUGAGAUAUGCUACCCGCAUCAAAGCAACUUUAUCAAGAGGAAAACUCAGCGGAAUUGAAGGAAUGAAGACUAAAGUCUUGGUAUGGGUCAAAGUUACCUGUAUCAGUGUUGAGGGUUACAAGUCCGACAAGGUGUGGUUCACUGCAGGGGUAAAGAAAUCCAGGCCUAAAGAUGCAUAUGAAUUUCCCCGUGAGGCCAUCAAAGUAGAAGAAUUUUGAACAUGGAAAGAGAUUAAAAUUCUUUGCUAUAUAUGUGUUAAUAAUGCUUUUAGAUGCAUGACCGUAUUCAUUCAUGUAUUCUUUAUUCUUUAUUGGAGUUGCAUUUCAUUUGGUUGCUAAGUCCGAAGAACUUUCCUCUGAAUUAUAGGAAAUUUACUUGUGAUAAGAUGUUGCCAUAAUAACAACUAGAUGCUUGGCCCGGACAGAUGCCCGGGCGCCCCCUCUCAAUUACUAUUUUAUUAAAAUUUAAUUGAAUUACUAUUUUUUUGAGGAA
This is a messenger RNA of Oldenlandia corymbosa var. corymbosa, 1126 nucleotides long. NCBI's taxonomy places the organism in Eukaryota, Viridiplantae, Streptophyta, Magnoliopsida, Gentianales, Rubiaceae. The record is from the annotation of a GenBank genome assembly.